GCUAGAGUGAUGAUGUAUGUAAACAAGUCAUGGUGAAACGCCUCUGACUUGAAAGUAAAUUUAGUAAACGUAAAUUCUUCCGAUUUCCAGUUUAUACCGACUGUGGAUCUACUUGAUUCGUCUUUCUUAGAGAUGGGGAUGUUAUAGCAUUAUAACUUAUCACGUCUAAAAUGGCGGGAUUGGAAGAAUUGAAGAAGAAGCUUACUCCAUUAUUUGAUUCUGAAAAGGGUUUCACAUCUAGCUCAUUUCUAGACCCUAACGAGUCUUGUAUGCUGUCAGAUGGUGGCACUAUUAACUUAUUGAGCAGAUCAUAUGGACAUUACAACAUUAAUGAACUUGGGCUUCACAAGUGCUCAUCUUGGUCUUCUGAUGAUUCAGAUAAUGGAGAGAAGACUUACAAAUGCGCUUCCCACGAGAUGCGGAUAUUUGGAGCCAUAGGUAAUGGUGCAAGUAGUGUUGUUCAGAGAGCUAUUCACAUACCUACUCAUCGAAUUAUUGCACUAAAGAGGAUCAAUAUUUUUGAGAAGGAGAAAAGACAACAACUUUUAACCGAGAUAAGAACAUUAUGUGAGGCACCUUGUUACCAAGGAUUGGUAGAAUUCCAUGGAGCGUUUUAUACUCCUGAUUCAGGGCAGAUAAACAUUGCAUUGGAGUAUAUGGAUGGCGGGUCUCUAGCAGAUGUAUUAAAAGCUCAAAAAUGCAUAUCUGAACCCGUUCUUUCUUUUAUGGUUCAAAAGCUCUUGCAUGGAUUAAUAUAUUUGCAUGGCGUUAGACACUUAGUUCACAGAGAUAUAAAGCCUGCAAAUUUACUAAUUAAUCUGAAAGGCGAGCCAAAAAUAACAGAUUUUGGAAUCAGUGCAGGCUUAGAGAAUUCAAUGGCAAUGUGUGCAACCUUUGUUGGAACUGUUACAUAUAUGUCACCAGAGCGAAUUCGAAACGAUAACUAUUCGUAUCCAGCUGACAUUUGGAGCCUAGGGCUUGCACUUUUUGAAUGCGGUACUGGAGAAUUUCCAUACAAAGCUAAUGAAGGACCUGUUAAUCUUAUGCUCCAGAUCCUGGAAGAUCCCUCUCCAUCACCAUCAAGAUGUCUCUUUUCACCAGAGUUCUGUUCUUUUAUUGAUGCAUGCCUGGACAAAGAUCCUGAUGGAAGGCCAACAGCAGAGCAGCUUCUUUCUCAUCCUUUCAUCACAAAGUACAAGGAUACAGAGAUGGACUUAUCUGCAUUUGUUCGGAACAUUGUUGAUCCUGUUCAGAAAAUGAAGGAACUAGCGGAUAUGCUAACGAUUCAUUAUUACUCGUUAUUCAAUGGACCAGAUAGUCUCUGGCCGUAUAUGAAGACCUUGUACAGUGAACAAUCAGUUCUCAGCUUUGCUGGCAAAGAAUAUGUUGGCCCGAAUGAGAUCUUCGCAAGUUUGACGGAUUUAAGGAGUACAUUGGCUGGAGAUUGGCCUCCAGAGAAGCUAGUGCAUGUUGUGGAAAAGCUUCAGUGCAAAGGUCAUGGGCAAGAUGGAAUUGCAAUCCGUGCAUCUGGAUCAUUUAUAAUUGGUAAUCAGUUUCUCAUUUGUGGGGAUGGAGUACAAGCUGAGGGCUUGCCCAAUUUCAAAGAUCAAUCUAUUGAUUUAGAAAGUACGCGAAUGGGAAGGUUUAAAGAGCUAUUAAUCAUGGAACAAAAUGAUGUUAUUGGUUGUUACUUUAUAUCUAAGCAAGAGAUUUAUAUUUUACAAUAACUGUAUAGUUUUUGUAAAAAAUUCACACGAAUAAAUAUCUAUUGCUGAAAACUUUAUGCCUUUCACCAGGUUUGAGACUUCCAUUUCUU
This is a messenger RNA of Impatiens glandulifera, 1816 nucleotides long. RefSeq names its product mitogen-activated protein kinase kinase 3. Lineage: Eukaryota; Viridiplantae; Streptophyta; Magnoliopsida; Ericales; Balsaminaceae. Gene Ontology annotation, molecular function: ATP binding; MAP kinase kinase activity. Gene Ontology annotation, biological process: MAPK cascade; protein phosphorylation. The coding region runs from base 171 to 1727 and encodes 518 amino acids. The record is from RefSeq and is a predicted model, not a curated record. The transcript has 10 exons.